UGUGUCAAUAUACAGCUGUUAAAAUACAAUCUGCAGAAAUGCUCUGGCCAUGAAAGGGUUAAGCAAGAGGCCCUGCCUCUGUGACGCAACUAAUCUGCAGCUGAGUUGCAGACUCCUGGCAUCUACAGAAGUACCAGUUUUACUUUCAAAGUUAUAUCAAAAAGAUGCAGAAAAACUACACUUCAAGAAGUGGAUGAAGAGUUAAAUGCUAGCAAGAGUGCAAAGUGCGUGCUUGUCCGGGUAGAAAACAGCUUUAACAAAGGAUCAAGCAGGAAGAUAAGAAGAUACAAGACAAGAGAGAAGACAUAGGCUAAAAGGAAGCAAGGAAACAAACUGAAGAGAAACAAGACCGGAGAGUGAAAAAGAACAAAGACGAACAAAGGAAACUGUUGAGGAACAAAGGUCAGAGAAGGCAAAAUUGGCAACAGAACAGAGAGAGAAGAGUAAAGAAACACCACCAUGUCCCACCGGCUGUUUGAGGGGAAGGCUCAUGCCUCCAUCUACCAAAAGUAUCGAUUUACUCCUCCAGAUGAGGUCAAGAACUAUAUUCUUCAGUAUCUAAACAAAAGGAAGGAAGAGCCACAUGUGCUGGCAGUGGAUCUGGGAUGUGGGACAGGUCAGAAUUCCCGGCUAAUGGCACCGUACUUCCAGGAAGUGGUGGGCAUUGACAUUAGCGAGUGUCAACUGGAGGAGGCCAGAGCUGUGCCAGGGUUUCCUAACGUCACAUACAGGAAGGGGGUAGCAGAGGUCCUUCCUUUUCCAGAUGGCUCAGUAGACUUGCUGACAGCAGCGUCAGCAGCCCACUGGUUUGAUCAGUCGAGGUUCCUAGUUGAGGCAAGUCGGGUUUUAAAACCCCGGGGUUGCAUGGCUCUGCUGGGCUUCUGUGACUCUAACACCAGACUUCACUACCAGAACUGUGGAGAAAGACUCACUCACAUCUAUGAAGAGGUGAAGCUGGCGCUGUUGCCACACACUAGCAAUCAAGUAGCUGUAUCUGAGGGUAAGCUGGAAGAGAUCUACUCAGCCAUCCCUUUUCCAGACAAAGAGAGGAUUGAGAGUAUUCGGGUGAGCUCACCAAUCUCUGUGAGGAACCUGGUGGGUUUCAUUGAGACCUGGUCCAUGUUCCAAGCUUCCAAGAAAAAAGAUCCCCAGACUGCUGAAGACCUGCUGCUCAAGACUCAGAAGAGGUUUCUGGAUGAGAUGGGAGUCACGUCUCCUGACACUGAAAUAGAGCAUGAACUGGAAUAUUUCUGUGUCCUGGCAUCAAAACCACAAUAAUCAACAAUGUGGCAUUGAGAGAGAGAGAGAGAGAGAGAGAGAGAGAGAGAGAGAGAGAGAGAGAGAGAGAGAGAGAGACAUUAUGUUUGUGAGUGUCAGAUAUGCUGCAGUUUUCUAUUUGUUAACUUAGGAGUGUGCUUGUGAUUGUCUUGUGUAAUGCAAGUGGAUAAGUCAUAUGACAAAUAAUUCUGAUCAGACUUACAAUAUUAUCCCUUAACACUGCUUUUUGUCAUAGUUUAACGAAUAGUUUACAAUUGAUGUACUUGUGUGUUGACAUAUUCAUCAAUAGAACAUUUACAAAUGAUUUCAUAUGUACUGAAUUUUGCUUGUAAGUAAAUUUUGUUUCUCAACAGAACAGCUGAUCCCUUGUAGCCUUAAACGCACACUGAGAGGUUAUAUAACUGAGAAAAAAUAAAUUCUUUUGAAAUAUAA
Messenger RNA from Micropterus salmoides (largemouth bass), 1710 nucleotides. RefSeq lists its product as uncharacterized. The transcript is spliced from 7 exons. Lineage: Eukaryota; Metazoa; Chordata; Actinopteri; Centrarchiformes; Centrarchidae. The record is from RefSeq and is a predicted model, not a curated record. Gene Ontology annotation, molecular function: S-adenosylmethionine-dependent methyltransferase activity. The coding region runs from base 460 to 1278 and encodes 272 amino acids.